AAUUUUCAUUUAUUUAUUAUAAUAUACAUACAACUAAAAUUUACUUAAGAUUUAGGAAAGUAAUCAACAGAUGGGAUACUUGUAAUUAAUCAGCUGAGAAGUAAUCAUGGUGGUAUAAAAAUAUGUUAGAAAUUUAAAUGACAGUUUCCAACAGUUUCCAUAGUAACGUGUGAUAACAGAAACAUAUUAUCCAAAUAAUUUUGACUUAAAGUUGGUAACAUUUGAAACAUAACCUCACAUAAUUAACAGGUUUGAUUUUUAGGUUUUGACAGAAGUGUAAAUAAACUUGACUGAAAUAAUGUCGAUGGAACAUAAUGAAAAAUAUAUUUUUGAAGCUGAAUGGUACGACAAAAUAGCUUGUAUUUUAAAGAAAUUUUAUCUCUAUUAUUAUCCAUUUGAUAAUACUGUUGAAUUGUUUGAUAUAAAAACCAGAAAAACAUUUUUAAGAAGGACAAAAUGCGAAGGAAUUCAGGCAAAAGAUUUUUAUGUAGGUGCCACUGUAACAAUAUUUUCAAGAAGUAUAAGGAUAACAGAUUAUGCAGAUUCUACUACACGAACAAAAUUACAAACAAAAAUGCAAAAAACAUUUGCCAUAAUAAAACCUACUGUUGUUGAAAAACUAGGAGAAAUAUUGAAGUACAUAGUUGCCUCUCAUUUUCAUAUUGCCAAUAUUAAAAUGGUUAAAUUAACACAAGAACAGGCAACAGAUAUAUAUAAAGACAAAGAGGAAGCCAAUAUAGCGUAUAUAGUAAAUUAUCUCACUUCGGGUCCUAUUGUAGCUUUAGAACUAUUGGGUGAUCAUGCAAUUACACAUUGGCAAAAAUUAAUGGGACCAGAAGAUCCCAGUGAAGCUAUUGUAAAAGCUCCAUCCUCCCUUAGAGCAUGUUAUGGUAAAGAUAAUAUUCACAAUGCAGUGUAUGGUUCUGAUAGUGAGGAAGUGGCAGGAAAAGAACUACAAUGUUUCUUUCCUAGUCCAAAAACUAGUAAAAAAGGACCAGCAAAUACAGCAACAUUAGAGAAUUGUACUUGCUGUAUUAUUAAACCACAUGCUGUUCAAGCUAAAUUAACUGGAAAUAUUAUUGAUGAUGUGCAGAAAGCUGGUUAUACUAUCUCUGCUGUACAACAAUUUUGUGUCAACCCAUUUGACGCAGAAGAAUUUUUAGAAGUUUAUAAGGGAGUUCUUCCUGAUUAUGCGGCUAUGGUAGGGGAAUUACAAUCAGGACCAUGUAUUGUUAUGGAAAUAAAACAUAAGGAUGACAAAUAUGAUGUUCAAGGAGAAUUUAGAAAACUGUGUGGACCUAUGGAUCCAGAUAUUGCACGGCAAAUCAGGCCAGAUACUCUUCGAGCAAAGUAUGGGAAAACAAAAGUACAAAAUGCUGUACAUUGUUCUGACUUACCAGAAGAUGGAAUAUUAGAGGUAAAAUAGAUUUUCAAGUAUUAUUUUGCAUUUAUUAUAUUUUGUAUCGUAUUAAAUAUAUAAUUUAUAUAUGUAUAUUCAUUACAAUUUUACACAGGUGGAAUACUUUUUUAAGAUUCUUGACAACAGCUAGGUAUUUAAAAAAAAAAUAUGGUAUUACAUCAAAAAAUUAAUUCAUUUCUUAUCUUAUUUUUACCAAAUAUUUCAUAUAUAUUUAAAAAAAAUAUUACUACUCGUUACCUCUCAUAGACACCAUCCAAUUAUGAAUCAUUUAAAUUUUAUUGAGAAAUAAAAUCAAAUCAUACCAGUUGAAAUAAUAUUUGUAAUUAAGAUGUAUCAGAUGAAUUUUAUUAUACUUUUUUAUAAUAAAGGAUGCUAUAGCAGAUUUCCCGUUUAAAUUAUUCAUUAAAUAA
Molecule: messenger RNA, 1830 nt
Organism: Heterotrigona itama
Lineage: Eukaryota; Metazoa; Arthropoda; Insecta; Hymenoptera; Apidae
Source: the annotation of a GenBank genome assembly